Molecule: messenger RNA, 8663 nt
Organism: Pygocentrus nattereri (red-bellied piranha)
Lineage: Eukaryota; Metazoa; Chordata; Actinopteri; Characiformes; Serrasalmidae
Gene: araf
Product: A-Raf proto-oncogene, serine/threonine kinase
Exons: 16
Coding region: 143-1969 (608 amino acids)
Biological process (GO): protein phosphorylation; signal transduction
Cellular component (GO): mitochondrion; cytosol
Molecular function (GO): protein kinase activity; ATP binding
Source: RefSeq, a predicted model, not a curated record
UUCAGAUUGAGAGAGAGAGUUCAAGAUGGCCGCCUCAGGCUCCAGGUGAGGGCGCUUCUCCUCUGUGCCCUGGUUGAUCCACUCUCCUGCUGCUGGCUGAAGUUCAGUGCUGCGAAUCCCUCUCUGUUUCUGUGGAGACGCCAUGUCCUCCACGUCCUCCUGCUCCUCGUCGGGGGAGACCAGCCCAGAGGAUGUUCCCCGGGGCGGCGGGACCAUCCGCGUCUACCUCCCCAACAAGCAGCGCACGGUGGUGAACGUGCGACCAGGGCAGACGGUUCACGACAGCCUGGACAAAGCCCUGAAAGUACGAGGCCUGAGCCAGGAAUGCUGCGCUGUUUUCCGCCUUCUUGAAGGUCGCAAGAGGCUUACAGAAUGGAACACUGACAUCACGCCCCUCGUGGGGGAGGAGCUUCUAGUCGAGGUUUUGGAUGACGUUCCACUAACCAUGCACAACUUCGUUCGUAAAACCUUCUUUAAGUUAGCGUACUGUGACUUCUGCCACAAGUUUCUGUUCAAUGGCUUCAGAUGUCAGACGUGCGGCUACAAGUUCCACCAGCACUGCAGCAGCAAAGUCCCUACGGUCUGUGUGGACAUGGACACGAUGACCAAACGUUGUGUCUCCACGACAGAAGACUACCCCCAGAUACCUAUUUUAAUGAUGCCUGAUACUAACUCCAUAUCACAGAGUGACCUAGCCUUAACCCCGGAGCCUGGUCAAGGGCUGCUGUCUCCGGCCUCGGCCUUCCACUUUCCCUUGCCGGGGGCGGACGGCCAGUCGCUCCAGAGGCAUCGCUCCACCUCAACCCCCAACGUCCACAUGGUCAGCACCCUGGGCCCCGGCGCCGCUAGCAUCAUCGAGGACGCAUUAAAAAUCAACAACACAAUGGGACCAGAACCUUCUCCCAAACCCUCGACCAGUCCUCCUCAGCUGGGCUCCCCGGGCCGAAGACCCCCCAAAUCACCCUCGGAACACAAAGAGCGCAAGCCGUCCUCCUCCGACGAGAAAAAGAAAGUGCACCGUGUUGGCUAUAGGGACUCCAGCUACUACUGGGAAGUGCAUUCGAAGGAGGUGACCAUGCAGAAGCGCAUCGGUGCCGGCUCCUUCGGGACGGUGUACAAAGGCAAGUGGCACGGAGACGUGGCCAUCAAGAUCCUUAAAGUGACUGAACCCACGCCGGAGCAGCUGCAGGCCUUCAGGAACGAAGUGCAAGUCCUACGAAAAACGCGCCAUGUCAACAUCCUGCUGUUUAUGGGCUUCAUGACGAAGCCGCACUUCGCCAUCAUCACACAGUGGUGUGAGGGCAGCAGUCUGUACCGCCACCUGCACGUCACCGAGACCAAGUUUGACACCAUGCGCCGCAUCGACGUGGCCAGGCAGACCGCGCAGGGCAUGGACUACCUUCACGCAAAGAAUAUCAUUCAUCGGGACAUGAAAUCUAAUAACAUCUUCCUGCAUGAAGGCUGGACGGUAAAGAUCGGUGACUUCGGCCUGGCCACUGUGAAGUCUCGCUGGAGCGGCUCUCAGCAGGUGGAGCAGCCCAGCGGCUCCAUUCUGUGGAUGGCGCCAGAGGUGAUCCGGAUGCAGGACCCAAACCCUUAUACCUUCCAGUCGGACGUGUACGGCUACGGGGUGGUGCUGUUUGAGCUCAUGUCCGGAACUCUGCCUUAUUCCAACAUCAACAACCGGGACCAGAUCAUUUUCAUGGUGGGCCGGGGAUACUUGUCGCCAGACCUCAGCAAGCUGUACAAUAACUGCCCCAAAUCCAUGAAGAGGCUCAUCAUGGAGUGUCUGAAAUUCAAACGGGACGAAAGGCCCCUCUUUCCCCAGAUCCUGGUGAGCAUUGAACAGGUGCAGGACCUGCUGCCCAAAAUCGAGCGCAGCGCCUCUGAGCCGUCUUUGCACCGGGCCGUUCACGCCGAGGACCUGAACCCGCUGCUCUUCCAUACCACGCGCCUCAUGCCCCUGUGAACCAGCCCUAUCCGGACCCAUCUGGACUGGCCCGGAAACAUCCGGCAAGGCCGUCGCAUUCCACUCCCUGGGACCCCAGCGUUCCCCUGUUCCUCCACACAUUCCUGUCAGCUCAGAGACUUCUGCAGUCACUACACACAGACGCGUACUCAGACACGUCCCUGCCAGGCAUUCCUGAUCUCCAUCGGCGCUCACCUACGUCCUCUCUGUCCACACAGCUCCGGAAUUCUCCCGGUCACUCCAGAGCGGCCUCAUCGUCAAGAUUACCCAAAUCUUAAACCUUCAUGAGCGGUGACUGUUCAGUUUGUUUUUGGGUUUUUUGUUUGUCCCCCCAGGUUUAAGUUUUGUGGUGUUUUUUUGAUUGUUUUUGUUUUUUUUUACCUGCAAGCCUAUUUUCUACCUUUUUUUUUUUUUUUUUUAUUUUAUUUUGAGAAGUGAUAAGAUUGUGGACCCAUUUUCUACACAUGUAUAAAUGUAUUUUGUGUGGAAAACCCCAAAGAUUUCCAUAGGUCAUUGAAUCAUAUUCCAUUUCCUCUAUGAGCUUUAUAAUGUUCACGUCACGCCCUCAUAGGACACUGGUGGUUUAGAAAAGAUGGAUGUAGGAAUUUUAACAAGCUCAGACUCUCUGCAGUCAUUCGGUUGGUUUAGACAUUGUUACGGGGAAUACAGGUGAACACUACGAGAUUUCUAUCCGGUUUACGAGCUCAGGCAUCCGCACCCCUUCCUGCACUUUCUACCAAUCAAUCAUGACUAAGGCUGGGUAUCAGAGAUCAGCUUUUUCAUGGGACUGACCAAACACGGUUGGCCUUAAUGUUGGUGAGCCGAGAGGCAUUUGUUCCAUAAUCUAGACUAGUCAGUGGAUGUCUAAGGGUGCAUUCACACCUACGUAGUUUUGCGCAGACAAAUCAGAUUUUUUCUUUAGUUCGGUUCAUUUCGACAGGUGUGAACACUCCACCCCUCUUGGCCCACUGAAAUCGUGGGUCUCUGCGUGUUUUAACGUCUGACACUUUUUAUAGAUUGUUAUAUUAAGCAAUAAAAUAAUAGUGAAGAUGCGCUUCUGGUUUUGGCACAUGGAAUUUAUUGUUGACCAUGUAUUAGCGAUCGUACAAUUAUGAAGACGAAGCGUUCAUUAUUAUACUUCGUUAGGCUUAUUUUUCUUGCUUUGUGAUUUGCAUAUGUUAAGAGUGUGUAUGUCAAUACAAAAUAGGAACAGGAUAACAGAUUUAUAUUAAAAAUGUGAGAUCUAGAUUUUAUGCUAUAAUAGGCUAGUGACUGUGAAAGUAGCAGCACUUUUUUUAUCCACACCAAAUUCCUGACCUGUCAGUGGACACAUUCAUGAAUAUAAUUUGGUGCACUUCAGCUGCUGCAAUUAGAAAUAUGUCCGAUUGCAGUGUGGCGCCUCCAUUGCAAUAUAUGACUUUUUAACUCUGCCACCUUAAAUUCAGUGCUACCUGAAAUGCAGUGCCACCUUAAAUUAUCUGCCGGACACCUUAAAGUGACGUUUGUACUUUAACUGAGGGGUUGGAAAAAAUAAAGUAUGGUUGAGUUUUUGAAUGAUACCCAGCCCUACUCAUGACCUGCCACAGACAGAAAAAAUAGACCUCCCUUAUGUGGCACAGGCAUUUUAAGAAAAGUGAGAAUUGCACUUUGCAACGUUAGAUUCAAACUAGUACUGUAACUAGCCACUAUUUCUAAAAAUCAGCUAAUUUACUGACUGUUCUACAACGAAUAAACUAAUCGAACCGGGCUUUCGCGGCUUCCUCUGCCUUCAUUGGGCACGGCGCCUCGAUUGAAAAAAUUUCCUUUUUGGUGCAAUGAAAUAUCAGUUCUACACUUUCUAGUGUGGUUUAAACAGAUUAAGUGCACAUUUUACGGUGCUUUUGUUUCUACACGUACUACAUCUUUUCGCAUGCAUUUACAUAAUGCUGUUCAGAUCCUGUAGCAUCCACCCACUCAAAGGCUUGAUGGCUCCACAGCUUAGGUGCUGGUUUUGAGAGAUACUUUGAUAGUUUCUCUGGUGAUCAGCCAAAAGUUAAAAGAAAAAAGCACAAUCAGAUUUAAGAAAAAGCACAUUUGGCUCUAGCAAUAAAGAAAAAACGUCAAAUUUGACAUUGUUACUGUUCAUCUUUGCAUGAUCAUGCAUGGCACAGGACCGAGUCUGCUGCUCAUCGCUCAAGGCCUCAAAAUAGCUAAAUCAAAGUCGCAGUCCGUGGCAGAUGUGCCUGUGGACUUGCUGUUGAGCAAUUACGUGGUAAAGGCAGCGCCUUUACUUAAAAGCAAUCUAGCUGCAGAUACAAUGCGCAUAGCGAAAGGUCAAGAGCUGGAUGUCUGUUUUACUCGUCCAGUUACCGCUUUGAGUCUGUCUUUAACUUCAUGAACGUUUUGGUUUGACUGCGUUCCUCAGAGCAGAAAGGCUCUUUGAAAGCCCGUUGCCAUCGUGGUGAGUCAUGGCGAAUGCGUCUUGCUCAAUUUCUUUUCCUCUUCAUCAUGACUUAACAGUUUCUGCUGCGUAUUAACGGCACAUUUUCUCUCUGUCUGUGCUGUGACGUUGUGCUGUGAAGUGGUGCGGUGCGUCGCAGAUGGCGGUGAUGAAUUAUAAUGUGCAGACUAGUUUGUGUUUUUGUGUCUGCUGGGUGGUUUUUAACCCUUAGAAGCCAUGGUUAUUGCUGUUUUUAUUCAAGUUUUAUAUAAAUAUUCGCUCUAGCUCUAAAAUGGUUGGAGAGAUUGUGGAAAGUGCAGGUUCUAAACUUUCAGUUUGAUUUUUGGAAGCAAGGGAGAUGUUUAAAUAUAGCUUGAGUUGCAGAAGGAAAUAAAAAUAUUCACAUUUUCGUCACAAAACAAGUCAAACAGGUAGACUUGUACCUGAUUCAUUGUGGAGCUAUCGAAUUAAUGUUAUCGUUUGAGUUCACUGUUUUGUGUUCAAAUUUGUAAGUACUUAAGUGUCUAAAAAUAAGAUUAACAGACGAAUGCUAAACGUGCUUUCGCCUCAGCUAACAUUAUUAGCCUAGUCACAUUUUGUUUCACCUCGUGUUUCUACCUUGAAAUCAGUGAGUUUAGCUGAUUCCAAACAUGGUUUCAGUUAGUGAUGCUGAAACCUUUGUUCCAUUAAAUAUAUACAGGGUAAAAUGAGCUUGAGCUUAUUUACUAGUUCAAUUCCUUGGUGUUAUAGCUUUGCUUCAUUCUGGCUGCUACCCACUGCCAGAGACCCUUGGCCAGUGUGGAGCUCAUCGUUGGAGGUGCAGUUGCUGUUAGAUGGCUGCAAUAGUCCUUAUUUGUGUAAAACACAGGCUCUACACUGACCUCUAGUGGAUUACAGCAUUCAGGCAUCUCAUGGUUCUUCAAUAUGAGAAUGUAAAACAUUUUAAAAAUCCUAUGUUUCUUAAGCUUCCAGAACUGUUGAAAAGUUCUGACUGUCAGAUAGUCCAUGAAAAUACUGGUAAUAACUCUAGGCUUCGAAGGGUUAAACUCUAGCAAGGAAUGAGGACUGGCACAGAAUGGAUCUGAUCUCUAAACAUUGCUUUAAAGAAAAUUUCAUCUCCGGUGAGUCAGGAUCGUUGGUGCAGACUGGCUGUGAGGGAGCGGCUGUUUGGUUUCAAGGCAGUAGAAGGAGAAAAAGUUCUUGAACUGGACAAGUCAUGCCUGCUGCGACUUGUUCACUAUACGACAACUGCUGAGUAAAGGCUUUCAUCUUUCCUUCUGUCCCUCCUGGAGGUGUUUUGAGAAGAAAUGCACAGUAGCUGCCAUCUAGUGACUGCAGUGCUCUGUCACAGCUUUGUUUAGGCCACAAGGGGGCUCAACAAGACUUCUUGCUUUGCCUGUCUGAGGUCAUAGACACUACCUCCUUAAGAGGCAAGUACCCAACUGCAAUACCUCAUGCUCAUAACUACAGAACUUGGCUGUAGUUUCAUAGAACAUACACGGUUGUUUAUAAUAGUUACUGAACAAUAAUUCUUAAGAUUAGAAGUGAGUAAAAAGCCGGUUUUAGGUGCAACAAGAAUAGGAAUGCUGCAGUUUCAGCUUCGAGAUGUUACUGGUGUUUGUUGUGACACACUGUUCCAAGCUCUGAAAUCAUAUGCAGUUCUCGAGCUGUUCUGCUUCUGUGAUUGUUUUAAGAGAUGUUCUGGUUAUUCGUACAGGAGGGUGGGUGAGCUGUAUGAAGACUUUCUUUAUUCUGGAAGAAUGUAAGGUCCAAGCAGUCAGGGCAAAGUUCAGAGUAUACUUUUUUUUUUGUCCAAGGCAAUGUCCUUGUGAUCUUAUGAGGCCUUAUGACCUACAGGUUUUUGGUUUUCUUUGUAAUCGAUCUUUAAGAUUGCACAAAUAGUAAGAUCUGUGUAACUGACAGUUUUUUGUUUUGGUAAUCUCCCCAAGGUUGCAACUUAUUUUUGAAAGGGGCUGGUCACCCUUUACAGCAUUCUUCUUCCUGAUGGUUGUAAUAAGAGUGGGUGGUAUAUUCUUUGUAUACCUAGAUUCCCAGCACCACAUGUAAUUCACGUCAAUCAGAUACUUCAGCAGUAAUAUGAGCCUUGGGUCUAGAAUCAGUUUUAGAGCUUAGAUUAUUGUAGUUGACUGUUUAUUGUUAUUGUGUAGCUUAUAGCUGUCAGUGGCACAGCCAGAUCCAUAUUGGACCUUUACUAGCAGCAGCAAUGAUGAUGCUUUUAUGUCGCCCCCAGGUAAAAGACAGAUGGACUGUGAGGGAACUUGAUGGUCUGUAGUAGAGCAGGAUGAAUCAUAUCCUUUGACCUUUUGUUGUUAUUAUGACGCAGAUGAAAGGAGCAUAUCUACUUAUAUUCAAUCUUUACCCUUUGUGACUGUCUCAGACCCGUUUAUGUGUGGGCGAGUGGGUGUUGAUGCGUGGCUUAAGUGUUUUUAAGUAAGAUGAAGAUGCUAGGUACUUCUAGUAGGACCAAGAAGCGCUCAAAGCUACAAAAAUAAACUAGUAAAUAUGCUUUAUAAUAAAUAAUGCUUUAUAAUGUUAACAUAACAAGCUCUUUUCUGCUGGAGGCUGCGAUAUGAAGCCUUUUUUUCAGUACAAGUCAGAGACCACCUUAAAUUCGUUUCAGGAGACUCUAGUUUCUGCAAAGUUCAGUCUUAGAAAUUGGUUGCACUUUAUGCUUCACAUGAUCCAAAUGACCCCACUUACACGUUGAAACUCUGUUCUAGUGCACGUUUUCGCCUUGGCUGUUUCGUCCAACUCCUAGUGCCGAGUUGUUACCUCACAGUGGAAGGAUGUGUGAAUUUUUCCCAGAUCUUGAAGCAAGACUGGACCUUGAUUUUCUCCUCCUUCUCAAAGAUGAAAGUGCCGUUUAUCUGAUGGGAACAGUUCUGGUGUCUGCCAGGUCUUCCAGGUGGUUGUUGGGUGUCCUGUUUUCUCUGUAGCUUUUACUUAAAACUUCAUUGCAUGUUUUUUCAUUUUAUUCGGUUUUAUGCUAGACCUUAAUGGCCAUUUUGAAUGGAAAUGAAAGAAAUGAAUGGUGGUCUCUGACUUCUGCACAACCCUAUAAACAAAUACCACCAGUGUCAAACCUGGUUCUUAGGGGGGUUCAGGUGCAAACGUUCAUUACAAUAGUUAGUACAUGUAGUAUGUUCAGGAGAGUUUAUAGUAGAGCUAAUAGUCUUAAAAUGACAAAUGGGUAUACAUUUUAUAACAAGAAUAUUAAUAAUAAUAAUCAUAAUGACAACAGAUCAGAUUUUAAAACUGGUUAAAUAUGGCUUUCCAUUUAGUUUAGAUCAGUUUCUCCUUACUUUCAUUCUAAAGGAAUAUGUAACCUCUUGCAGAUGAAGUUGACCAGUACCAGCUCGCUCAAUGCUAGCAUGCGAUCAGCUUUCAUUCAUGACUGUUGGAGGCUGAGGUUGGUGGGGUCUUUUUAAAAUCGGCCGAACUGAUGGCUUUGAUACUCUGCUGGUUCCUUUAGGUUCCUUUAGUAAAUCGUAACCACAAGAAGCAGCUGAGCACUUAGAAGCUAAUCUCUAACUUGCACAUUGAAUGUUUUGACCUUUUAUGUGGACAUCCCCCAGAUGUAGAGGGGAAACACUCUGAGAAAAGAGAUUAUUCAGAGCAACUAUUUUAAUUUUAAGAAAAACGUUUUUUUCAGUUCGCAGCCAUUUCGUACGACGUAAAUAAGUGGGUAAAAUUUUUGGCAUUUUUUAAGCAGAAUAGAAUAGAAUUUUUUGUUCCUUUGGCCUGUCGUUGGUCAUUAAAGCACACGGCACGUUCGUCCAAAUGCGAAAUUCCACUUUAAUGCUUCUGCUGUAGGGAACUGCAGGGGAAUGGGUCAAACUCUUUAAAAAAAAAAUUAAAUAAAUAAAUCCACAGUUGAGCAUUUUUUUUUUUUUUUUUUGCUUUUCAGAGCAGAACACACAACCGAUGAUCAACUUUGUUAAAAUAGUUUUUUUUCUUCGUAUUUUAGGUGAAUUGCAAUAAUUUUUGUGUGUAUAGUUGAGGUAUAAGGGGUGUUACGUUUGCAAUAAAACGGUGUAUUCUGCUGUGUACAGUUACCUUUUUUUUUUUUUUUUAAGAUUUACUUUAAAAUUGUACUUGUUUCUAUUUUUUUGUGUGAUGGUUUCAAAAAGAACAAAAUUAUUUUAAAAAAAUGUAAAGGAAAUCUUAGUAUUUUUUUAGGGUUGUUAUUUUUAUUUGGUCUUAAAAUAUGGAGGAGACAGGAUUUUAUUCUUAAAAUAAAACUGUGGAAUUAUG